Messenger RNA from Lolium perenne, 2841 nucleotides. RefSeq lists its product as uncharacterized. NCBI's taxonomy places the organism in Eukaryota, Viridiplantae, Streptophyta, Magnoliopsida, Poales, Poaceae. The record is from RefSeq and is a predicted model, not a curated record.
UUCACCCCCCACACUCACUCAUUGCCUCUUCCUCCUCUUCAAGCCCUUGAUCCACAUCUCGUUCUUCAACAACCAGAGCCGGUCUGGGACACUGAGGAAUGGCCGGAACCGACGAUCUCGACGACGACGAUGCCGCUUUCUACGCGCCUGCAUACCAGACCGAAGGAUCCGGCCCAUCACCAACUUCGCGCACAUCUGUGCAGAAGGUUUUGUCAGUUAUAUCCCAGUUCUCGGAGUAUAAGAAAUUUCUUGUUGAACAGACUGGUUUUGCUGGCAUACUAAAGCUCCCACAGAUCACUAGACUGAACCUUAGAUUUAGCAGAUGGCUUCUAUAGAAAAUAGAUGUACACAAGAGAGCAAUAGUUUUUGGUGAAAAACCCACGAGUGUGUUAAGUUUUUCUGCUGCUGAUGUCCACAAGGUAUUUGGUAUACCUUGUGGAUCACGCGAUAUCCACGCUCCUGAAUCACAAUGCUCACCCAACACUAUCAAAUUCAUUAGAUCUGCACUUGGGAUGACCGACAAGGGUAACCAGAUUUUGAAAGUAUCUGAAAGUGUUAUAGGUAGGCCGUUGGACGAGCACACAUCCAGCAACCUAGAGAAAGAUUGUUUCAAAAUUUCAUUUGUCAUUUUUGUGAUGGGACACUUGCUUGCGCCAUCCACCAAGCACGACAACAGAUCAAUAGACUUCUGGAGCGCACUCUCCAAUACUGACAACAUCCAAGAUUUCAACUGGUGCGAGUAUGUUCUUCAAGAUCUGUUCGCUGCCGUCAAAACCGUCAAAGAUGACAUUGCCAACAACCGCCCCACGACCCACCUGUACGGAUGCCAUCUGUGGGCACAGAUUUUCUACCUCGACAACCUUGAUCUAGGAAUUUUUAACCUCCGACAUUCAGUCAUGCCCCGUGUAGCUGCAUUCGACGACACUCAGAUGAGGCGCAUGAUAUUGCAGUGCUCAACCACAGUGAACGGUGUUGAGCAAUGGAGCGGUGCAACCGUCCGUGAUGCGUCGCAAAUAUGUUAUAUGAGGGCCAUAGCUGACUCCCCUCCAGACCAGAUCACUCCAACCAUGUCCAGAAGCAGGCCGCCUGUUUUCCCGCACCAUGCGCCUAAUUUAGCCGAUGCGCACAUAUCUCACACUGGUUCAGCACUAACCAAGCCGUGCCCGACUAUUCCAAGCACGCAGCUACUCACAGCUUCUGACUAUGCCACCUACAUGAAAGACAUGUAUCCACUCCUGGCAUCUAGUGAGCUAGGUAUCAUACUGAAGCAGCACAAUGCGCUUGGUGUACAGCAAGCAAAUGCUGUCAGGAACAACAGCAUAAAUGAGAGCACGCGCUUCCUCGACAAAUUAGUCCAAGUCCUGUCGGACACAUGCAUUUGUUGCAGCCUCCGCUCUUUGCCUUGCUUAGUGCAGCAGAGACAUCAGAACUCACACUCAAACCCCUCUGCGAGCAAUUUGUUCAGACGCAGGCUCGACCAAGCCGAUUCUGAUGCUGACAGCUCAUCGACAAGGAGCACGAAGAGAUGCAGACCUGCAGAAACUCCUGAUACGGCGCCACAGAAAGACCAACAAGGAAUACAAUCAGAACGGACAGAUUCUGGGUCUUCAUACCUCACACCAAAAGACAAGAUCAUCCGCCACAAGAAUACAAGGGACGUCAAGAUAAAAAACUGGGCAAGCUCUGUCCGUGACUCAAUUCUGAUGUACAAUGACGACACAAGCACACCUCCACAUGCAGUUUUAAUAGGGCAGACAGCAGACCCACCCACCAAAUUAUGUGCUAAGCACACACAUUACGCGAUUGAUCACUGGGCUGCUCUGGUCGAUGUCGAGUACCAAUCAAUAGCACAGCAAGACAAGCUGUCUUUUAUUGUCAUGUCUAUUCCUCAACCAAACGGCCCAAGGUCGUUCAUGUCCCACCCACACCCCAGGUUCAUCUCAAUGCCGAUAAAAACCAUCGUGGACCAACUGGUUGGCCACACAUUUCUUGAACACGAGCUUUGCUGCCUCAUCAUCCGCCGUCUGCGCCAGCUUGACACGACAGUUUUAUAUACCACCACAGAGGGAGCAUGGCGCCACUGGUUCGAAGUUGAUUUCUCGACAAACAUCCUAUCAGGCGAGAAGGCGUGGGACAUUAAAUCUGUUCAGGAUCAGUUUAUCGGCCACGGGGUUUCGUAUAACAUAGCACUCUGCCGCCUGUUCCAUGUGCCAGUAAUCCUAGCGACUGGGUGGUGUAUAUAUUCAUGGGAUAUGCAAAAAAAAAAUCAUACACAUUUUUGACCCCGUUGCUCCUACGCUACCCGAUGAUUAUUCACAAAUUCAUGAAGCCAUCGCCGAAAAGAUCCAUGUUGCAAUGUUCACAUGCUUUCUGAAGUUUUUUACUCACUGGCACGUCGGCUCUACCAACUGGACAAAGCAAUUCCCGGUUGUUACCUCAUGCAUCUUUAACAAAUCGGAGAGUGGGAUCUGCAUCCUCCACUUUGGCAGGCACUUCAACGGUUCCUCGCUUGAACAACAGCUGACAAAUGAUUCUAUCAUCCGCGAGAAGGGAUUAUUACUUCACCAGCUGAUGAAGCUACAUGGCAACCUUAUAGAAGUCCCAACUGGAAUCAAGGCUAUCACAUCGUCGCCGUAGUAGCACCAACAUAUUUCUAAUUAUUAUCAUUCAGAGCCAAGGAAACGUGUAACCUGUCCACUGGAUAUUGUUAAGCUAUUCCGAUGGUGAACACUAGUGUCACCUAGACACCGAAGUUGUAGUUUGUUAAUUCCAUAGCUCUCUCCCUCUGAAGAGAUAUGUUCAAACCGUCGAACUUAUAACAACUUGUUCAGGCAGACACAU